Messenger RNA from Cotesia congregata, 510 nucleotides. NCBI's taxonomy places the organism in Eukaryota, Metazoa, Arthropoda, Insecta, Hymenoptera, Braconidae. The record is from the annotation of a GenBank genome assembly.
AUGGAAACCAGACCUGGGUCAUCCAACGUUACAGUUUCUUCAGGAUUAUCGUCGAACUCCAGACAACCUUCGAAUAUUUCCGUUACGCAAACUAAAACUCCAGAAACAGUAUAUGCUCGACCGAUUUCACUAAACGAAAUCGAGAUAGGGAGGUCAGAGAGUAAUGUAAUUAUUUCAACUGAAUCAUGGGACACGGCCAAAGUAAAAAAUAGUUAUACAUCGAUGGCAUGUUCAUUACUCCUGGCAGUAUACGACUUGAGAACAUUACUCCAAAGUAAUGUAAAUGGUGGAAAAUGUAAAGUAACCAAGAAAAAAAAACCAGAACAACAUAAGACGCUGGAUGCUAAUCUCUUGAGAGCCAUCAAAUAUACUGUUCGAGAAAAGUUUCCGAAUCAAUAUAAGGAAGCGGCGCUAAACACUGCUAUUACCAAUAAGCUAAAUGCAUUAAGAACAAAAAAUCGAGUACAAAUUAACCGGGAAAACAAUACGAGGUCAGAAGAAAGUGACUAA